Dunckerocampus dactyliophorus (ringed pipefish) is the source of this 1298-nucleotide messenger RNA. It is a transcript of the gene chmp4ba, whose product is annotated as charged multivesicular body protein 4Ba. The transcript is spliced from 5 exons. The coding region runs from base 176 to 844 and encodes 222 amino acids. Lineage: Eukaryota; Metazoa; Chordata; Actinopteri; Syngnathiformes; Syngnathidae. The record is from RefSeq and is a predicted model, not a curated record. Gene Ontology annotation, biological process: vesicle budding from membrane; late endosome to vacuole transport via multivesicular body sorting pathway. Gene Ontology annotation, cellular component: multivesicular body; cytoplasmic side of plasma membrane; ESCRT III complex.
AUGAAAUCACGAGGACAGUGGUGAAAAGCGGAAGUUGAGCGACAACAACAAGAGCUGCCAGAUUUCUUCUGGAAAACACCACAAGGAAGCUAAAACAUUUCAAUCACUUGUUAGUUUGGUGCCACAAACCUCCGGCGGUCAACACACAUUGUUUUCGUUGACAUUCGGCGCAAACAUGUCGCUGCUCGGUAAGUUAUUCGGCAUCAGUAACAAGGCAGGCAAGUCGCCCACACCCCAGGAAGCUGUUCAGAAACUACGAGAGACCGAAGAGAUGUUAACCAAAAAACAAGAAUUCUUGGAGAAGAAAAUCGACCAGGAGACUCUGACAGCCAAGAAGCACGGCAUGAAAAACAAACGAGCGGCGCUGCAGGCCCUGAAGAGGAAAAAACGUUAUAUGACCCAGCUGCAGCAGAUUGACGGCACCUUGUCCACCAUCGAGUUCCAGAGGGAGGCGCUAGAGAACGCCAACACUAACACAGAAGUGCUGAAGAACAUGGGCUUUGCUGCCAAGGCCAUGAAGGCCGCACACCAAGACCUGAACAUCGACAAAGUGGACGACCUGAUGGCUGACAUCACGGAACAGCAGGAGAUCGCACAGGAAAUCACAAAUGCCAUUUCCUCUCCCAUUGGGUUUGGUGACGACGUGGACGAGGAUGAGCUCCUGGCAGAGCUGGAGGAGAUGGAGCAGGAAGAGCUGGACAGAAAUCUUCUGGAAGUGGAAGGAACAUCAGACGUUCCUCUGCCAAACGUCCCAUCUACAUCACUGCCAUCUAGACCAGCCAAAAAGAAGGAGGAGGAAGAUGAGGACGACAUGGCCGACCUGCACGCCUGGGCCACCAACUAAACCUCGCAGGCCACGCUAGCUGGUGUCCCUCCACCUGUCCUCGUCCUCACCCCCUGCCAAGUGGGACCUGGACUCUGGGCUGCUGAGCUGGCACGCUGCUGCAACGUCCCCCACCCCCGUACCUCCAUCCCGAAGUAUGCACUUGUGCACGUGAGAAUAACACAGCGAGAAGGUCUUUGUUGUUUGGGUCGGUCCUCACUCGGGUGCACCAGUGCAUGCUGGGAGCAGCAACACCACGUCUCCACCGUGAGAAGAAUGUGAAGAAUCAUCAGGUGUAUGCUGAGGGGUUGGGGCGGGGCUAGGAUCCACAACCGGAACAAUGACAGGACUCUGACAAUUUGUGCUCGUCAUAUUCUUAAAAAGAAUCUUUGCUUAUCAUCAUGAAGGUGAUAAAAAGACAUUUAGGUGUUCUCAUUGAUGAUGCAAUUGACGGAUGGAGGGAGGGAGGGAGGGA